CUUAACACAGCACCGAGCACAAGCCUCAACCUUAUUUGAAUUUCUUGUUUCUCUAGUAAAGAUGGCUUCUUUUAACUCUUCCUCAUCAACCAUCACUACCUUCAAAUUCCAUUUUGGGGCAUUUCUGCUUCUUGUUGGUGUUGCUUCUGCUCAAUUAGCUUCAAACUUCUAUGGAACAUCAUGCCCCAGUGUCCUUUCUGUCAUUAAAUCAGCUGUUGACUCAGCAGUGUCAAAUGAGGCUCGCAUGGGGGCAUCCUUGCUCCGUCUUCAUUUCCAUGAUUGCUUUGUUAAUGGGUGUGAUGCAUCAGUGCUUUUGGACGGUGGAGAAAAGACAGCACCAGCAAAUACUAAUUCUCUGAGAGGUUUCGAAGUUAUUGACAGUAUUAAAACUCAAUUAGAGAGUUCCUGCCCUGGUGUUGUGUCCUGUGCUGACAUCUUAUCUGUUGCUGCUCGGGACUCUGUUGUUGCUUUGGGUGGUCCUAGUUGGCAAGUUCAAUUGGGCAGGAGAGAUUCAGCCACAGCAGGAAGUGUUAGCGAUGUUAAUAACAACGUCCCUUCCCCAGCCUUGAGUGUCAGUGGCCUCAUCUCUGCCUUCUCCAACAAAGGUUUCACAGCUAAAGAAAUGGUGGCUCUUUCUGGAUCUCACACAAUAGGGCAAGCAAGAUGUACCACAUUCCUAACCAGAAUCAACAAUGAAACCAACAUAGAUUCCUCGUUCAAAACAUCAACACAAGCUCAAUGUCAGAAUACUAACAAUUUUGUUCCUUUGGAUGUCACGAGCCCAACAUCUUUCGACAGUGCUUACUACAGGAACUUACUGAACCAAAAGGGUCUUUUACACUCUGACCAGCAACUCUUUAGUGGGGGCUCUACAGAUGCUCAAGUUAGGGCUUAUAGCUCUAAUCAGGCUGCUUUCAGGACAGACUUUGCAAAUGCAAUGAUAAAGAUGGGAAACCUUAGCCCACUUACUGGCACAAAUGGCCAGAUCAGGACCAAUUGCAGGAAGGCCAAUUGAAUACUCUGCCCAAUGGUCCAAAUGGCUUGCAGCUCUUGUUUAUGUGUGUGAGUAGAUCCUAAAAAUAAAGGAGGGCAUAUAUAUACAUGUCUACAUGUUAUUUUGCUCUCUUGUAAGGUCGCGGAAAAAGUUUGUGCGAUCCUAUUUCCAUCUUCUAGCGUACAAUACUUGGGAAAAAGUUUCCAAGUAGUCUGUAUUUGUAAAGCGAUGUGAGAUGUGACUUAUGAAAUCUAUGCAAUUGGAGUUUUGUUUUUCAGAA
Populus trichocarpa (black cottonwood) is the source of this 1274-nucleotide messenger RNA. RefSeq names its product cationic peroxidase 1-like. The record is from RefSeq and is a predicted model, not a curated record. The transcript is spliced from 4 exons. Bases 62 to 1015 code for a protein of 317 amino acids. Gene Ontology annotation, biological process: response to oxidative stress; hydrogen peroxide catabolic process. Gene Ontology annotation, molecular function: peroxidase activity; heme binding. Lineage: Eukaryota; Viridiplantae; Streptophyta; Magnoliopsida; Malpighiales; Salicaceae.